GCCCGCCUUCCUCACGGUCCCUGCGCGCACGGCCGCGGCGCCCCGCGCUCCGCGAGCAGUGCACGCGCCGGCGGUCGGUACAGGCCUUGGCGCGGUUGGUGUGGGCGCAGCAGCCGCUCUCGCUGGUGCGCAGGCAUUUUUCGGGAAGCGGCGUAGCCGCCCCACGGUCCGAAAUGCCGGGCCGAUCCUGUUCGGCAGCCAGGGAAGCCGAUCUCCACUGGUGAACUGGUACCUCCACGAGAUAGGCCAGGAGUUCGAGAUGGUGCAGGCGGCGCAGGUGGACCGCACCUCCCCAGACUACCCGCACCCCUUCGGAAAGAUUCCAGCGCUUCAGGACGGCGAUGCCAAGGUCUUUGAGUCCGGGGCCAUCCUCAUGUACCUGGCCGACAAGUAUGGCGGCUUGGACACCCCAGCCAAGCGUGCCGAAGCCGGCAAGUGGGUCGUCUGGGCCAACGCCAGCUUGGACCCCAUUUGCUUCAAGGAAGACGGCAACGGCCGCGUGCUGGGGACGGGCCUGGCCGACGACCCGCCGGCUCUCAGGACACUCGACGCAUUCCUCGCUGAUCGCGAGUUUCUUCUCGGCAGCGGAGAGGAGUCCUUCUCUGUGGCCGACGUGGCCGUGGGCUCCUACUUGCUGUAUGUACCACUGUUCUUCCCCGACAUCAACACGCUCCCUCGCUGGCCCAACGUUCAGCGUUACAUGCUGCAGCUUCUCAAGCGGCCGGCCUACGCCAAGGCCUUCGGUGAGGGCACUGCGCAGAAGCUGCAAGAUGUUGUGUCCCGCCAAGCCGAUUCGAAGCUCUUCGGCCUCUUCUGA
Symbiodinium natans is the source of this 817-nucleotide messenger RNA. Lineage: Eukaryota; Dinophyceae; Suessiales; Symbiodiniaceae. The record is from the annotation of a GenBank genome assembly.